CUCUUUCUCUUUUUUUCCCUCUUUGGAAUUUUCAAAACAAAGUCCAAAACUUUAAAAAGGGCUCUAAUUUGCAUGGCAAUCAUUUAUUAGUAUCUUCAAAUUACACACUUAAAAAACUUUUGUUUCUUUUCUUGGAUCUUCUUCUUCCUCUUCUUCUCUUUUUUGACUGAUAAAGUGGUUGUUUUUUUUCAUUCCCAAGAAAAUAUUCAAAGUACAAAAGGGUAAAUAUCUCCAUUUCUCCAACUUUAGAUCUGUAAAAAUAUUGUCCCCUCUUUUCUCUCCUAACAAAGCCCUUUUCUUGGUUUUUAGUACUAUGAUUCUUGACCCCAUUCAUUAAUUUCUUCAAAACUUGAAAAAAAAGAAGAAAAAUAUGAUUAGGCAAAAUUGGAAUGUUCAAGAAUGCAAAAAUAAGGUGAGGAAAAGGGGAGGAUCAUCAUCAUCUUCAUCUUCAUUAGUACAAAGUUAUAGGCUAAAAAGGGCAGUUUUGGUAGGAAAAAGAGGAGGGUCAAAUAGUACAACACCAGUACCAUUGUGGAAAAUGAAUUCAAGGUCACCAUCAUUGCAGAAUGAUAGUGGAAAUAGUAGUAAGUUAUUCAAGAAUCUGCAGCAGCAGCAAACAGCAAAAGGAACUGGUUCUGAAAAAGGGAAUUGGAAUAAAGAUUUGUCAGUUUCAGCAAGAAAACUUGGUGCUACUUUGUGGGAAAUCAAUGGGGUUGUUCUUCCUAUACCUAAAAAGGAGGAGAAUUUUUUGAAGUCAUCAUCAAAAUUUGGUUCUGUUGCUUUGCAAGCAUCCGAUCCUUCUCAAAUUAGACCUGUUACUGAGAGAAUGGAGAGAUCUAAAUUGGACAGUGAUAGAAGAAGAACUUCAAUUGGUUCUCAGAGAAUUCUGCAACCUGAUUUCUCUCUCCAAAAUGGUUGCUUGAUUGAGGUUGAUCAGCCACAAAAUCGUGGACCGAGUGGUAAUAGGCAUCGGUUGAAGGAUGUCAAGAAUGGCCUCUCCGCGUCUAAGGAGCUGCUGAAGGUUUUGAAUCGCGUGUGGGGUGUUGAAGAGCAUCAAUCGACGUGUCUAUCCCUUUUCUCAGCUAUGAAAGCUGAGCUUGAUCGUUCGUGUGUCCAAGUGACUAAGUUGAUUCACGAACAAAGGUAUAAUAACUACCACGGUGAAGUUGAUGUCCUGUUGAAGCAGUUUGAGGAAGAAAAGGCGUCAUGGAAGUUGAAAGAGCAAGACAAGAUUUACGCGGCCAUUACAUCUAUAGCCAAGGAGCUCAAAGUAGAGAAGAAGUUGAGGAAGCAAACCGAGAGGCUAAACAAGAAGCUCGGUAAGGAAUUGGCUGACAUGAAAACUUCUCUGUCAAAGGCAACGAAAGAGCUUGAAGGGGAGAAGAGGGCAAGGGAGAUAUUGGAGCAAGUGUGUGAUGAAUUAGCUAGAGGUAUCGGAGAAGACAGAGCUGAGGUAGAGGAAUUGAAGAGACAAUCAGUUAAAGUUCGUGAAGAGGUGGAGAAGGAAAGAGAAAUGCUUCAACUAGCUGAUGUUUUACGCGAGGAGAGAGUUCAAAUGAAGCUAUCGGAAGCCAAGUAUCAAUUCGAGGAGAAAAAUGCAGUUGUGGACAAGCUAAGGAACGAGCUCGAGGCCUAUUUGAGAUCCAAAAAGGGACAAGAACAUGGUGGUGAGUCUCCAAAUUAUGAAAGGAUCAAGGAACUCGAGAGGCAUUUGAGAGAAACUCUUCCAAGCACGUGUUAUUACCAAGAUAAAGAGAAGGAAAAUGGAGAAGUACUUGAUAAAGAAGACGAUGAUGAUGAUGAUGAUGAUUCAGCUGAUGAUGAUGAGGAGGAGGAUGAUCUUCAUUCAAUCGAACUAAACAUGGAUGAUAACACCAAAAGCUAUCAAUGGUGCAGUGCUCUUCAGGAUGAUCCAAAGAGAUCUUCCGUUUCUGACAAAAGCAAAGGGAGGAGGUCCAUCUCGGAGAAAUUCCCGAGACAGAGUAUUUCUAUAGAGAGGGAAACAUCAGAUGGCAUAGAAUGGGAAUUCUCCGUGGGGGAAGGGAAGGAGAACGUGUCCACAUUAGACACGUUCGAUAAAGGGAGAUCAAACUUUCUUGAAAAUGGAUCACCCUUCGAGUUCUCUUCUCAAGUUUGGAAAAAAGAUUGUGAAGAUGAGAUAGAGAGGUACAAAAUGAUCAAGGAUCUCCGAGACCAUAUCGUGUCUGCUUCACGAAAUACGCCAUCUCAACAAAGCUUUUCAAGUCCUACUAAGAAUUGGAGCCAACAGAACUUGCCUUCUAGUGAUGCAGAAAGAGUGAUCAAUGAGGCAUUUGCUGUCUUGCAAGGAGCAAAUUGAAGAAAUAAUUUCUGCUGUUUGAUAGAUUGUUUUACAUAAUUAAAUGGAAAUAUUUUUUUUCUUUUUUCUGAAAGCAAUAUAGUUAAACAUCUAAGGUUAAUACAAUUUUGUGGUUAGCCCCUUUGUAUGACAUAAAAAUGUACAAAUUUUGCUACUCUUCUUUUGGUAACAAAGAUGUUAUUAGUAUAUUACUAUCA
Solanum dulcamara is the source of this 2535-nucleotide messenger RNA. RefSeq lists its product as uncharacterized. The record is from RefSeq and is a predicted model, not a curated record. The transcript has 3 exons. Lineage: Eukaryota; Viridiplantae; Streptophyta; Magnoliopsida; Solanales; Solanaceae. The coding region runs from base 371 to 2338 and encodes 655 amino acids.